Molecule: messenger RNA, 582 nt
Organism: Fonsecaea erecta
Lineage: Eukaryota; Fungi; Ascomycota; Eurotiomycetes; Chaetothyriales; Herpotrichiellaceae
Exons: 1
Coding region: 1-582 (193 amino acids)
Biological process (GO): Mo-molybdopterin cofactor biosynthetic process
Cellular component (GO): cytosol
Molecular function (GO): molybdopterin synthase activity
Source: RefSeq, a predicted model, not a curated record
AUGCCUACAGACACCUCAGCGCUCCUGACUCACGGGACCAAUGCAGCUGCAUCUCCUAAGAAUACAGCAACCUCUGUUCUCGACCCCUCUAACUUUCCUCAGACCCUGUCCUCCGAAACCAUCUACAUCUCUCUUGUGUAUGACCCUCUCGAUAUUCCAGCGUACUUGCGAUUCACCCGCUCCCCAACGGCGGGCGCCAACGUUCUGUUUCUGGGCACCACCCGCAACAACUUCGACCAUCGCCCGGUUUCCCGGCUCUCAUAUUCUGCCUACCCUUCCCUCGCUCUCAAGUCUCUCCGUGGCAUUGCCGAGGACGUGCAGAAGAAGCAUGGGCUUGAGAAGGUGGUCAUAGUUCACCGACUAGGCGAAGUCAAAGUCGAAGAAGAGAGCAUUGCCGUUAGCGUCAGCAGCGGGCACCGUGCAAGUGGCUGGAAAGGCGCCGAAGAGAUCCUGGAGAGAGUCAAGGCUCGAGCAGAGAUCUGGAAGAGAGAGUGGUUCGCGGACACUGGGGAAGUCGAAGAGGGCGUCUGGAGAGCAAACAGGGAUACGGAUGGACACGGAAAUAUUCUAAAGCCACAAUAA